Myxocyprinus asiaticus (Chinese sucker) is the source of this 2190-nucleotide messenger RNA. RefSeq names its product hyaluronan and proteoglycan link protein 1b (gene hapln1b). Gene Ontology annotation, biological process: cell adhesion. The coding region runs from base 176 to 1246 and encodes 356 amino acids. The transcript is spliced from 5 exons. The record is from RefSeq and is a predicted model, not a curated record. Gene Ontology annotation, molecular function: hyaluronic acid binding. Lineage: Eukaryota; Metazoa; Chordata; Actinopteri; Cypriniformes; Catostomidae.
CAGCGCGCGGUUUGUUCUCCAGCGGGCUCUGCCUCAUGUGUGACGUGUGUGAAGAGCAGCGAGCAGUUCACAUGCACGAGCUCAUCAGAGAUCAUUCAGAGGGACGCAGUCACGCAGAGCUCUGCUCCACAAGUGAAGUGACACCCCCCCAACCCCCCUGGUGCUAUAAAUCAAGAUGAAGGUGAUCUAUCUUCCUGUUUGCAUCUUGGUCUUCUUCUCCGUGAGCCGAGCAGACAACUUUGACGAGGCGUACAGCGACCUGGAACACUAUAGGACCAUAUACAUCUCAGAAAAUGGACCCCGACUCUCAGUUGAUACAGCACAACCAAAAGUGAUCUCACAACGUGGAGGCAAUGCCACACUGCCGUGCAAGUUCAACCGGGAUCCCACUUCUGUCCCAAAUCCCAAGUUGAGGAUCAAAUGGACUAAACUGACUUCAGACUAUCUCAAGGAAAUUGAUGUGUAUGUAGCUAUGGGCUUCCACAAAAAGAGCUAUGGUCAAUUCCACGGCCGCGUGCACUUGCAGGCUGCCAGCGAGAACGAUGCCUCGCUGGUCAUCACUGAGAUCACACUGGAGGAUUAUGGGAAAUAUAAGUGUGAGGUCAUUGAUGGUUUGGAGGAUGACACAGCGGUUGUAUCCCUUGACCUGCAAGGCAUUGUCUUUCCAUAUUUCCCUCGACUUGGUCGCUACAACCUGAACUUCCAUGACGCUGAGAAAGCUUGUCGAGGUCAGGAUGCCAUUGUAGCGUCUUUCGAGCAGCUGUACGAUGCCUGGAGAGAUGGGCUGGACUGGUGCAAUGCAGGGUGGCUCAGUGACGGAUCAGUGCAGUACCCCAUCACCAAAUCCAGAGAGCCGUGUGGAGGCAAAAACACCAUCCCCGGUGUGAGGAAUUAUGGGAUGCGCAACAAGCAAAAAGAACAAUAUGAUGUCUUCUGUUUCACCUCUAACUACAAAGGACGGUUCUACUACUUGAUACAUCCUUCCAAGCUCACGUAUGAUGAGGCAGUGCAAGCGUGUCUGAAGGACAGCGCUCAAAUCGCUAAAGUUGGCCAGAUGUAUGCCGCGUGGAAGUUGCUGGGCUACGACCGCUGUGAUGCGGGCUGGCUGGCGGACGGCAGUGUGCGCUACCCGAUCUCACGGCCUCGCCGGCGCUGCAGUCCCACAGAGGCUGCAGUACGCUUUUCUGGAUUCCCCAACAAGAAGCACAAACUCUAUGGCGUCUACUGCUACAAGAGCGAAAAAUGAGAUGAUGUACCAAUCGUAUAACUCACAAACUGAAGCAUAACAAUGAAAGGAGUUAGUUUGAGUCCAUUAAAACUGUGACAGUCUCUAGAUACUGUAAUACGGAAUGAUUUGAAGAUACAGUAAGUGAUUGGUGUUUUGUUUAAGCAAAGGUUGAAAAAGGGACUUCAGUUACCCUAUUCACUCAAAAUCAAGACUUUGCCACAAGACGCCAACAAGACAAGAACAGUAUUCAUAGGAUGCCACAGAAAAUAAAUGUGUUCCAGGUCUGAAUGAUCAUUUAUAGCAGUGCUGAAGGAAGAGAUAUUUGGCGAGAUAUUUCAGUAGAGAUUCACACUGUGCUCUUCCAUUUAGCAUGCAGUAGCUUGAGGGAUGUGCUAGAAUUGAAUGACAGUAAAGCUUAACACAUUUAAAUGAUUCUUCUGUGCACUUAGUUUAUCAUUCAAGAAAUCAUAUCCCAUUUAAAAGCAUGAUGGAAAUAAAUUCAAUGAAUGUGCUAAACACCACACAGUCAUGGCACAAUGAACACAAUUUUCCCUUUUGUCAUCCUUACAGGGGUGCUAUAAAUGUAUUAUUUUCUAAUAUCAUACCUUUUUUUUUUUUUUUUUUUGAAAACAUUUCAUGUGUGGACCAAACCAUGUUGAGUCUUACAUAAGUCGCAUUGUUAAGAAACAACAGCAUUGUUCUACGAUUUUUUUAAACUAUUGAAAUAUAAAAGUAGUGUGUUUAUAAAUGUAUCUGUUAAUUAUCUUUUUCUUAAAAAUAUGUUUUUAUAAAAUGUCUCCCCUGUGACUCAAUUUAAGAACAGUUCAUUCUAUCUGCAUACAUGUGAAGAGCUGUACUGUAUUGACCUCAUCACUGUAAAAUGAUCUUUGUGGCCAGAAAUAUAGGAGAAAUUUGUGGUUCAUACCACAGACAUAAUGACAAUACCAUUGCAUUUCAAAAGU